Papilio machaon (common yellow swallowtail) is the source of this 2986-nucleotide messenger RNA. RefSeq lists its product as uncharacterized. The record is from RefSeq and is a predicted model, not a curated record. The transcript has 15 exons. The coding region runs from base 270 to 2666 and encodes 798 amino acids. Gene Ontology annotation, biological process: negative regulation of centriole replication. Gene Ontology annotation, molecular function: microtubule binding. Lineage: Eukaryota; Metazoa; Arthropoda; Insecta; Lepidoptera; Papilionidae.
UUGCGGCAGUCGCCCGUCAGGCCGGUACCCAGCGCGAAAAAACACAUCUGUACCGCGCUCCGCGACUACAAACCCCAUUUGAUAUACAAAAUUCAUAUAAAAAUUCGCAAAUUCGAAUUUAAAAAUCGAUUCGGUUCAUAAAUAGUUCGUUUUUGUGCGACUUUUGUGCUGGGAACAACAUUUCCAGCGGCACAUGGUAGUGAAGCCCGCGGUCCGCUGGGCGUAGAGCUUGCCCCCCCGUCCCGUACCGCCCCCGAGGCUGCCACCAGAUGAUCGGCUCAUUCUGGAACCUGUGCCGUGCGUGCCCUUCCAUGCCUGUCGAUAAGCUUCACUCGGAGUACCGUAGCACGUACAGAUGGCACGAGUACAAAGAACAGCAGCAGCAACAGCAGGGCGUCGUCAAGCAGCCCGCGCCCACACCGCCCUCCGCACUGCCCAUAAACAGGGGUCCGAUGGAGCCGGCGAUACCUCGUCGCAAGAAGUACCCUGGCGUGGCGUACAAAACCAAUGAGAUAUUCGACCCUGCGCCUGCCGACGAUAUCCGACCCCAUCCUAACUCCGCUUACGGACGAGCUAGGAGCGUCCAAAGGGAUGAAGUGGACCGAGCAGGACGACGUAGCAAGUCCGAGGGACCGCGCCAGCCGCGCUGGACUGACACCGUCGAACCUAAGGCUACAACAGCGCUGGGUGAGGUGCUGGCGGCCAAGGAGCCGGAGGUAGCAGUGUGCACGGAGUACCGCAACCAGUUCGCUUGGCCCAAGGAUUCGGAUACGCCGCGCAAGAGUAUCUCCAUGGGCGCGCUUAAGAAAGCUGCAGUGGCUGAAGGAUCAGUUGAAGCUGAACCUCUGAUGAACCACGUGGACGGCGACCAUGAUGACCACAGAGAAAAACGAUACAUUGAAGAUUAUCUGUGGAACGGCCAAAAGCCGGGAGUCCAAAGAAAAUCGACGUUCCGUAGCGCGCUAUCGGCCCUCAUAUACAACGGGGAGGAUCGUUCCAAAGAUAAUAGGAAACGUUACAAAAGCGAGUACAAAAAGAAAUUUAGACCGUUCUCUCAGUACGUGUACGAGGCAUCUAAAGGGACGUUUACGAAAUGCAGGGGGAAAGGAAAGUCGAAUGAGGAAGCGAGCGAGAGGUUGGUGGUAGAGGCGAGCGAGAGCGGGGGGCCGGGGCCGGGGGCGGGGGCAGGGCCCGGGACGGGGGCGGGGGCGGGGACGCGUGGGGCCGCGGGCAACGCGGGGCUGAGCGCCGCCGCCGCCGAGGACAGCGCCAGCACGCUGCGUGCCGCCGGCCUGCAGCCGCUCGGCCUCGCGCAGGGCGACUCCUGGUACCGCGAGGUGCUGGACCUACGCAAGCGAGCCGGCGAGUACAAGUAUCGCGGCUGGGGAACCGAACUAGCUCCUGAACACAUCACUCAGCUUUACAAUAAGCAAAUCGAGCUCUGGUACCAAGUCUCCCGCCGGUCCUCGCUGUCUGCCCUAUCACUAGCUUCCACCAGUCACAAAGCUCUCCCUCGCGAUGAGAAAGAUGGCAAGGAGUCUAGGAACCACUCCCCCAAGAAGUUCAGGUCGUUCCGCUCAGCGCCGCACCAGUCUAUUCACGCUAAACUGCAAGAGACCAAGGCCCUGGAGAGGUCUCCUCACAAGACGUCGCCGCAGAAGCAGCGCAAGAAACUUCAAGGCCAUAGCUUCGACGAAGGUGCUACUCAAGAAGGUGCUAAGACGGAGACGUUCAGGUCACCGCGCCGGCGGCCGCGCUCCGCCGACCCUGCGCCCGUCGCCCGCGCACCGCACUACGAGCCGCGCCCGCACAAGCCACAAGGUUUGCCGUUGGGUAGUAAUAGAGUUAGGUCGACAUCGAGGGGUGGACGGUCGCCCUCGGCGUCGGUCAAAUCUGGGGCUGGGGCAAUAAAUGGGACAAACGGGGCAAUCGAAACGCCCAGCCGGGGACGGCGCAGUCGCAGCAUUUCAAAAGUGGGCAUUAAAUUGGAUGAUGAGAUUCCCGCUCACCGUAGCGCGUCCGUCGCGAAGGACCAUUUCUUCGACGACUCCCCCGUGGUCAAGUCACCACCAGAGCCGACCAGGGUCAAGUCUCCGGAACAGCUGAACAUGCGGUCUCCCGACCCAGUCAACUGGACCGUGCCUCUUGACACUGGCAAGACGUUCACCGUCACACAAAACGUCAAAAGCGAUGAGAGCGUUAAGCGCCCUAGCUCUGAGUUUAAGGCUGGCUCCGUGGCCGAAGAGGUUCCAUCCGUGAAGCCGGCAGAAAUCGCUCCGAUACAUCACCAGCAAAUGUCACCGAUACGUUCGCUGAAAAAGAGCGAAUCGCCGACGAGUCUCGGCAAGCGGACAGACAAAACUCCUACGACACCGAUCAGCCUCACUCCUAUAGAUGAGACGAAGGCUUUAGACAUGAAUAAAGUUAACGGUAUUAACGGCAUCGAUAGUAACCAAUUGACUCCUGAAACUCCAGUAAAGGAAACUAUAAAAGAAAAAGAGGUAGUCAAGAAAUCGACUGAAGCGACUCAAAAAGCGCCCGGUGUGGUUGACACCACGGUUGUCAAUGAACCUAACACAGGCGGUUUGACAGCGGCCGAGGUGCUCGACAGAGCACGCAAUAGAUUCGAUAAGUUCUGGGGCAAGAAAGAGGAAGACACAGUUUAGUCUAUCCCGUUAGUAAAUCGAUGAAUUGUGACAGUUGAAAAGUAUUUUAACUAGCAACACCAAACGAAAGAGAAUAAAAUGUCAAAAUAUAUAAAAACAAUACCACAGACAAAACGCGUUCCGUUUCAGGUAACUUGUUUUCAAAAUGUCACAAUUUUCGACUGUUGAUAAUAUUACGCGGUAUUUAAACGAAAGCUUGCUUCACGUUAUACGAUGGGUCGUGAUGUACCUGUUUAUUUAAUAUUGCCCAAAAUACAUGAGUCUUUUGAACAGGAGUGUGGUGGCUUUUUAAAGUAGAACACAUUUAUAUGUAAAGAAAU